Molecule: messenger RNA, 1569 nt
Organism: Galeopterus variegatus (Sunda flying lemur)
Lineage: Eukaryota; Metazoa; Chordata; Mammalia; Dermoptera; Cynocephalidae
Gene: LHX6
Product: LIM homeobox 6
Exons: 9
Coding region: 110-1201 (363 amino acids)
Biological process (GO): regulation of transcription by RNA polymerase II; neuron differentiation; forebrain neuron development
Cellular component (GO): nucleus
Molecular function (GO): DNA-binding transcription factor activity, RNA polymerase II-specific; RNA polymerase II transcription regulatory region sequence-specific DNA binding
Source: RefSeq, a predicted model, not a curated record
GUUCGGCGCCGGUUUAUAUAACAGGCGCGGGGAGGCGCUGGGCUCAGGCUGAGCGGAGCCAGUUCUGCAGCCGCCGCCGCCUGCGUUCCCUCCCCCCCUCCCCCAGGUGAUGGCCCAACCAGGGUCCGGCUGCAAAGCGACCACCCGCUGUCUCGAAGGGACCGCGCCGCCCGCCAUGGCUCAGUCUGAUGCCGAGGCCCUGACGGGCGCUCUGGACAAAGACGAGGGUCGGGUCUCCCCAUGUACGCCCAGCACACCAUCUGUCUGCUCGCCGCCCUCUGCCGCCUCCUCCGUGCCGUCUGCCGGCAAGAACAUCUGCUCCAGCUGUGGCCUCGAGAUCCUGGACAGGUAUCUGCUCAAGGUCAACAACCUCAUCUGGCACGUGCGGUGCCUCGAGUGCUCCGUGUGUCGCACGUCGCUGAGGCAGCAGAACAGCUGCUACAUCAAGAACAAGGAAAUCUUCUGCAAGAUGGACUACUUCAGCCGAUUCGGGACCAAGUGCGCCCGGUGCGGCCGACAGAUCUACGCCAGCGAUUGGGUGCGGCGGGCGCGCGGCAACGCCUAUCACCUAGCCUGCUUCGCCUGCUUCUCCUGCAAGCGCCAGCUGUCCACCGGUGAGGAGUUCGGCCUGGUGGAGGAGAAGGUGCUGUGCCGCAUCCACUACGACACCAUGAUCGAGAACCUCAAGAGGGCCGCCGAGAACGGGAACGGCCUCACGCUGGAGGGGGCAGUGCCCUCGGAACAGGACAGUCAGCCUAAGCCGGCCAAGCGCGCAAGGACGUCAUUCACCGCCGAACAGUUGCAGGUUAUGCAGGCGCAGUUCGCGCAGGACAACAACCCGGACGCACAGACGCUGCAGAAGCUGGCGGACAUGACGGGCCUCAGCCGGAGGGUCAUCCAGGUGUGGUUUCAAAACUGCCGGGCGCGUCAUAAAAAGCACACACCGCAGCACCCAGUGCCGCCCUCGGGGGCGCCCCCGUCCCGCCUCCCCUCCGCCCUGUCCGACGACAUCCACUACUCCCCAUUCAGCAGCCCCGAGCGGGCGCGCAUGGUCACCCUGCACGGCUACAUUGAGAGUCAGGUUCAGUGCGGGCAGGUGCACUGCCGGCUGCCUUACACCGCGCCCCCCGUCCACCUCAAAGCUGAUAUGGAUGGGCCACUCUCCAACCGGGGUGAGAAGGUCAUCCUUUUUCAGUACUAACGCUGCCGUCACUUCCGCAUCUGUCCGUGGGCACCCCACAGCUGCCCCUCAGCCGCUGAGAUCCAGUGUCCAAGCUGUGGCCAGGGAUCCAACCGCCUCCGCAUCCACCCCCAUCCACCAUCAUGCCCGCCACCAGCUGGGCCCCGUAGGCCUGGCCUUUCCCUCUCCUGCUGCGAGCCAGAACCAACCAGGAGCAUCACAGAAUCCUCCUCAUGGAAGGCAGAACUCCCUGAAAUUUGGAAUCAGGGUGAAAACAACAGCCUGUUUUUUCCAUUUAAACAGGAGUCCUCUUCAAUUUAAGCUGAUUACAAUAGCAAAAGGCAGAAUUGAAUUGUGCGAUGCCAGCAGCCUUCUAAUUUACAGGUUUU